CUCUCCCAAAUUUCUUUUGCUCUAUACACACCCUGCCUUUGUCUGUGGAAGACAGCCGUCGAUCUGAGCGAAGGCGUUCGCCGUCUUGGUGAGGGACAGAGGUCUAGGCAGAAGACGCCGUCGAUCUGAGCACUCUCUUUUUCCUAUUUCGAUUUCUUUACUCAUCGCAGCUCCAGGGUUCGCAAGCCCCCUUCUCCCCAAUUUCAUUUGCGUUGCAUCCUGCCUUCACCAAUGGAGGACCCACCGUCGGUCUGAGCGCCGUGGAUUCUUAGAGUCUGUACUAGGCAGGAAGAUCAAUAUGGUGAUGUUUUUUGAUACCUCCUCUCUGGAACCUUUAAUAAUUCAAAAGCACGAUGGGGACCCUUAAAGCCACAUGACAUUGCUCUUUUCAAGUUUGGCGGAUACAUGGCUAAUCAUUCUUUAGUUUUUAAUGAUGCUCCUCUCGAUUUAGCAGUUCAUCCAUUAGUCAUUGGGCAAGAGUUUCCUGAUGUGGAGACCUGCAGAAGAACAAUGAAAGAUGUCGCAAUUGCUAUGCAUUUUGAUCUUCGUAUAGUAAAAUCUGAUCGCAGUCGUUUUAUAGCAAAAUGCUCUAAAGAAGGGUGCCCUUGGCGUGUUCACGUAGCAAAAUGUCCAGGUGGUCCAACUUUUACUGUGAGAACACUACAUGGAGAGCAUACAUGCGAGGGAGUUCACAACCUUCAUCAUCAGCAGGCAUCGGUGGGUUGGGUUGCUAGAUCUGUUGAGGCUCGAAUUCGAGAUAAUCCACAAUAUAAACCAAGGGAAAUCCUUCAAGAUAUUCGUGAUCAGCAUGGAGUUGCUGUUUCUUACAUGCAAGCUUGGCGCGGGAAGGAGCGAAGCAUGGCUGCCCUUCAUGGAACAUUUGAAGAAGGCUACCGACUGCUUCCUGCUUACUGUGAGCAAAUAAGGAAAACAAACCCUGGUAGUAUUGCAUCUGUGGUUGCCACUGGACAAGAAAAUAGUUUCCAACGCCUCUUUAUUUCUUACCGUGCCUCAAUUUAUGGGUUUAUAAACGCCUGUAGGCCACUUUUAGAGCUAGACAAAGCACAUCUUAAGGGAAAAUACUUGGGAACAUUACUUUGUGCUGCAGCUGUUGAUGCUGAUGAUGCUUUGUUUCCUUUGGCAAUAGCUGUUGUUGAUGGUGAAAGUGAUGAAAAUUGGAUGUGGUUUAUGUCAGAACUACGAAAGCUUCUAGGAGUGAACACCGAGAACAUGCCUAGACUUACAAUACUCUCUGAAAGGCAGAAGGGCAUUGUAGAGGCAGUAGAAACACAUUUUCCAAGUGCUUUUCAUGGCUUUUGUCUACGUUAUGUUAGUGAAAAUUUCCGCGACACAUUCAAAAAUACAAAAUUGCUGAACAUCUUUUGGAAUGCUGUUUAUGCCCUUACAGCUGCUGAAUUUGAGAGUAAGAUUGCUGAGAUGAUAGAAAUUUCACAGGACGUUAUACCAUGGUUUCAAGAUUUUCCUCCCCAACUUUGGGCUGUGGCAUACUUUGAGGGUGUUCGAUUUGGGCAUUUCACGCUGGGAGUGACAGAGUUGUUGUAUAACUGGGCCCUUGAAUGUCAUGAGCUCCCUAUAGUGCAGAUGAUGGAACACAUUCGCCAGCAGAUUGCAUCUUGGUUUAAUGAACGCCAAGAUAUGGGCAUGAGGUGGACAUCGAUGCUUGUACCAUCUGCUGAGAAGCGGAUUUUGGAAGCACUUGCUGAUGCUCACUGCUAUCAAGUGCUCCGAGCUAAUGAAGUUGAGUUUGAGAUUGUGUCUACAGAGAGGACGAAUAUUGUGGAUAUAAGAAGUCGAGUGUGUUCUUGUCGCCGUUGGCAGCUGUAUGGUUUACCUUGUGCACAUGCUGCUGCAGCACUUAUUUCUUGUGGGCACAAUGCUCAUCUUUUUGCCGAACCUUGCUUCACAGUAAAAAGUUACAGAGUGACCUAUUCGCAGAUGAUAAAUCCUAUUCCGGACAAGAGUCAAUGGAGAGAACUUGGGGAAGGAGCAGAAGGUGGAGGUGCCAAGGUGGACAUCAUAAUACGACCACCAAAAACUCGUAGACCACCUGGGAGGCCUAAAAAGAAGGUCCUUAGGGUGGAGAACUUCAAACGUCCCAAAAGAGUUGUUCAGUGUGGUCGUUGCCAUAUGUUAGGACAUUCUCAAAAGAAAUGCAUGAUGCCCCUUUGACAACAUUUACUUGUUUUUCCCCAACUUUACCUCUUCAUUUUGUUGUUUUAGGUAUUCAGAUUUCUGAAGGCCAAAUAGAAUGAAUCUAGUGUUUCUGUUGUAAUUUAUAUGUAUGCCUUAAGCCACUAUUCAGGGUAGCUUCGUGGCAUUUCUAUGUAUGGAUAGGGAAUGAUAGUGUUGCUCUGGACAGAAUUAUUUGUAUAAAGCUGCAGCAAACAUUUUUAUUGUAAUGUUCUUCUAAAGAUGAAUCUUCGAGAUUGACUCA
Molecule: messenger RNA, 2455 nt
Organism: Neltuma alba
Lineage: Eukaryota; Viridiplantae; Streptophyta; Magnoliopsida; Fabales; Fabaceae
Exons: 2
Coding region: 406-2190 (594 amino acids)
Molecular function (GO): zinc ion binding
Source: RefSeq, a predicted model, not a curated record